AUGAUGUGUAUUUAUACUGAAUAUAUAAACCUUGUUUGUCCUGCAGUGAAACACACUCUGAAAUAUUUCGUCACUGCAUCAUCUGAAGUCAGAAACAUCCCAGAGUUUGUGGCAACUCUCAAGGUUAAAGAAAACCUGAUGUGUGUCUGUGACAGCAACAAAAAGGAAAUAGAACCAAAAAAUAACUGGAUAAAAAUGUUAUUAGCACUUGAUCCUCAGCGUUUUAAGCAGUACAUUCAUGAGUGUGUUGAGAAUCAGCCAAACCUCUACAAAGCCCUGAUUUAUUAUUUGAAGCAGGACUUAAACCAAAGUGGAGGUGUCCACAUUUUACAGAUGAUGAGUGGUUGUGAGUGGGAUGAUGAGACUGGAGAGGUUCAUGGUUUUAUACAGUUUGGUUAUGAUGGAGAAGACUUCAUAUCAUUUGACCCGAAGACAUUAACAUGGAUCGCCCUGAAACCACAGGCUGUCAUCACCAAACAGAGAUGGGAUGAUGAAAAAACUAGAAUAGAACAAAAUAUGAAGUUUCUCACACAGAUUUGUCCUGACAUACUGAAGAACAUUUUGACCUAUGGCAGCAUCCUUCUGCGGAGAACAGGUAGGAUCACAUGA
Larimichthys crocea (large yellow croaker) is the source of this 609-nucleotide messenger RNA. RefSeq names its product major histocompatibility complex class I-related gene protein-like. The transcript is spliced from 2 exons. Lineage: Eukaryota; Metazoa; Chordata; Actinopteri; Sciaenidae. The record is from RefSeq and is a predicted model, not a curated record. Gene Ontology annotation, biological process: immune response. Gene Ontology annotation, cellular component: external side of plasma membrane. The coding region runs from base 1 to 609 and encodes 202 amino acids.